This is a messenger RNA of Metopolophium dirhodum (rose-grain aphid), 5133 nucleotides long. RefSeq lists its product as uncharacterized. The transcript has 4 exons. Bases 380 to 2608 code for a protein of 742 amino acids. Lineage: Eukaryota; Metazoa; Arthropoda; Insecta; Hemiptera; Aphididae. The record is from RefSeq and is a predicted model, not a curated record.
GUCGUCGUCGUCGCCAUCGCCAUCACCGCCACCGACGUCGUCGUCGUCACCGCCGCCACUGCCGCCACUGCCGCCACCGUCGUCGUCGUCGUCGUCGUCGUCGCCGUCGCCGCCGUUGUAGUCGCCACCGUCGCUGGCGCCGCCGAGCUGUAUAUCAUAUAUUCCGUACCCCGCCGGACGACCGACCGGAGAGUGUUCCCGGCGAUCGCGCUCGACACACGCAGCAGCAACACGAGCGUCACGAGCACCCCGCAGCAGUCGUCAACGACAGGGUCCUGUACGGCGGUGGCCGCGUAAGAUGUAACGUGAGCAAGAAAGAAACACGAAAACACGGAACAAAGAAGCAAUACAAUACGAAACGAAAUAAUAAUUUAAAAAAAUGAAGGGAACCAAAUGCCCAAUGCAGACAACACGUUCUCGCCAGCAAUCAUUUCAUCACGCUGGUGUCGUGAUGUAUUUUAUUUGUGCGCAAUUGAUGAUAUCCAUUGAUUCAGCAGCUCUUGUGGACGCUGCGGCCGUCGGAGUGGCCAUCGAGGACAAAGUGACGUUACCGUCAAGAAACGAAGCGACAAACCCGUUAAAAGAACCGACGCCCAGCACGCUGCAGGGGGCGUUCUUAAGCGGCAACCUGACAGACGUCACCAACGGUAGCACCAGCACCCCGCCGGCCGAGGUGUCCGUCACGUCCACGACCGCGGCUGCGGCCGCCGAAACGGUUUGGAACGUGCAGACGGCUGCAGUGGCCACCCUGCCAGCCGAUGGACGCAACGGUUCGGCAAUGGCCACCAAAUUGGAGCCGGUCACCACUAACAGACCGCUGGAAUCGUGGGCGGACGUCGUUCACACAAGCACCGAACGGCCGUCGUCGUCGUCGCCGUCCUUGUUGCAGUCGUCUCUGUCGUCUGUGGUUGACUCGACCACUCAAGAAGUGAUCCGCGGCGGCGAUUACGGUCAUGACCUGAGCAACAAGAAUCUUGUGGCCAACAUGCUGAAAAGCUGGUUUAACCACAAAGAUGACCCGGCCACGCCCGGUGUGGCCAGCAACAAGGGAUAUUAUACAAUGGCGACCAAAUAUGUGAUCAAGAACGGCGGCAAAGAGAAGGAAAGUGUGCCAACGGGCAACGGAAUUGAAGAAGAGGGGCCCGGUGUGGUCCCGGCACCGUCAUCCAAAGCGGUUACGGUGGCCGUCAACAAGAGCCUGUUCGAGCGAUGGGACGAGGCGAGUGAGGAACAGGAACGCGUGCUGGAGGACGCCAUGCGUUCCGAAGGACCUACGGGUGACGGUGGAGGCGGAGGUAAUGGCGGCGGCUCAUCGUCGUCAGUGUUGGCCGCCGAUCAAAACACGCCCAGCCGGUGGUUCGUGUUACUGUUGUCCGGCAACUCGACCGUGGCGCAGAUGCGGCGCACUGAUUUCGCAAAGUAUCUCAAGCUGAACCUUGCGGCCAGGCUGUCGCUGGAAUACGACGAGGUCAAGAUCAACCGCGUGUUGGUCGUCCCUCCUCGUCUCAUGGUCAACGUCAGCGUGGUACCCGUCUCUGAACGGACCUCGUCGGCCGCUGCUGCGGCCGCUGUCGCCGCUGUUGCGUCGUCCUCGUUUUCGUCCUGGUCGCCAUCGGCCUCCGACAAGACGUCAGCGGCUAUUUCCGAUCGGGUGGUAGAGGACGACGACCCGCUGCACAAUCUGGUCGAAACCAAUGCCACGCUCAUGGAACUGUCCGGAGAAGAAUAUCGGGUGGAGAGAUUCAUGUCACUGAAAUCGCAAAAGCCACAAUCGAUGGAUGAGGCGACGGCCGUGGUGAGUGACAGGCACGCGGACAUCGACUUCUUUAUAUACGCGACGGUGGGCCCGCUGUGCUUCAUCGUCGUGCUCGGGUUCUUGUUGUUGACGCUGUACAAGUAUGUGCGCAAACAUCCGAUCCAGUGGCCGUGGACACGCAAGUUCCGGCAGCCGUCGUUCUGGCCGGGUGGCGAACAUCAACACCGCCACCGUCGGAUGACGGACGAGUGCGGCGGAAGCGGAUGCGACUUUGGAGUGUCGUCGUCGGUCGAUGACGAGACGUCCGGCGGUGGCGGUGGCUCGGUGAACGUCAUAUACUCGGGCGAGUUCGAGCAGAGCCAACAGCAACAGCUGUCCGGUUCGUGGUUGGACGACGCCAGUUUCGUGCCUGACGACAGCCUGGACAGGAUACGCACACCUACGCUGCGGCGGACGGUUCCACCCAAGAACAAGACGUUCACGGACAUGCUACAGCAGAGUAGCGGCGGUGACGGCGAUGACACCGGCGUCGGUGUUGGUGCUGCGGGCGGCGGCGGAGGCGCCGACGGAGGCUCCGGCCAACAUCUGCACCGUUACCGGUCGUCGCGCGAUGGACAGUGCGCGGCCGCCGUGCACCACGCGCAGAGCCCUCGCCUCAGCCGGGACAACAAGCUGCGCAUAUUGGGAUGCAAACAGUCGUGUCUGCUGCUUCCCGCCGUACAACCGGUGGCCGCCGAAAAGACGACGGCGGCGACGACGACGAUGUCACCUCCACCGCCGCCACCACCGCUGCCCCCGUUGUCGCCGUCCCAAUCGUCGGCGGCACCGGUUGCAGGCGACCGACAGCCCUGAACGCGUACCUGAUGAGCAACAUCAGAGUAUACAACACGCGUGUAUACAGGGCGUUUUUAGAAUGUCGGUCGGAUAAGUGAUAAUAGCUGGAUACAUACCGUGGAUAAGUGCUCGUUUUUCCACACUCUCUUUGUUCGUCAAAAAUUUACAAAACAUAAAAAAUAUGUAUACAUAAAAAAAGGGUUAGGGGUUAGCCGUUUUCGUUUCUUACACACAAAUAAACACACACUACACACACACACACUACACACACACAUACGCGAGAGGCGUCUCGAAUAUAUUUCAGUCGUCAGAGGACAAUAUUAUAAUAUUAUAUUUUAACAUAAUAAUAUUAUAUUUGUUGUUUAGUACCCGCGUAUAUAUACAUAAUAUUAUACAGAGGCACUAAAUACCCGUUACCCGCACGAAUGUAAUUUUACAUUACCCUAUAAGCGUAUUCAAUAUUUUAUUGUCAUACAUCAUACAAUAAUUAUGUACAUUGUUGUUGUGACGUUGUUGCAUAAACAUAAUGAUAUAUAUUCAUAUUUUCGUGAUUAUUUUUAUUAUUAUUGCUAUUAUUGGUAGAGUCACUAAAAUCGAAAAAUGCACCUCACGGAACUCAUCAACAAUAUUAUAUAAAUCAUAAAUAAUAAUAAUUGUUUUUCGUACGUCAUUGACCAUACAUUAUAAUAUAUACGUACCACACAGUAUAAAUUAUAUAUAUAGUAUACUAUAUGUACUUAUUUAUAAUUACUCUAUUUUAUUACGAGCAUUACAUAAUAUUUUAUAUAUCAAUGGUCUAUAAUUUACAUAUUAUGUAUACCUACCAAAUGUAUUAUAUAUUAACGACUUGCGGUAGAUUCGUCUCAAUUUGUACAUUUUAGCUACCCGUUUAUAGUCAUUUCUCCGAUAACACACAUUAAAUUAACUAAUAAUAUGCUGCAGCUUAUAAGUUAUAAUAACGUAUACCUAUGACAAAGGUUUUGUUCUCGGCGUUAAGACAUAGGCUGCGUCUUUGGCAUACUAUUGUCGUGACAAUAUUAUUGUCUUGUCCUAAUAAAUUAAUUUUGCAUAAAAAAUAAGCCAGACAAAGUAAAUGCGUCGUGAUAUUAUUUUAUGUAGUCAGAUACUUUAGGCUGUAUAAUAAUCAGUACAUAGAGAGUCCCCGUAAGAUACUAUAUAUUAUAUUCAUUAGUCGUUUUAGUAAAUAACUAGUAAUGACCCAAAAACAAUUAUAAACCAUAGAUUGUUAUACUUAGUGUUUACCGGCUUGGUUUCUUUACUGUAAAUAAGUGUGUAGUGAUCCCAUAUUUAUCUAGAUAGUUAAAUUAUUAAUAAUAUUAAUAUUAUCUGUAUUCAAUUAUGUGCUAUAUUUCUUUUGUCAUUAAAAAUGUAUGCAUCGUGACAAAGAGUGCGUGGAUUGUAUAAAAAAAGACAUACGAUCAUUUUUUUUUUUCUAAUUUGUAAAAUAAAGUUAAUGUGUGUAGAACGGUGUCAACACCGUUUACAAGAAAUAUUAGAGCAAACAGUAUUACUAUCAACUUAAAACGUACCCUUAGACUAGUUAGACUUAACAUUUAACAAUAUACUAAAAUAUAAUAUUAUAAUAGUUUACAAUAAAUUUACAUAAUAAUAUAUAAAUAUUAAUAAUAGGUAUGUGUAUUUGGUAAGAAAAUAAUAGUUACCUUAACUAUUUAACUAUACCUUCACUAGCUAUAAUAAACAAAAACCAAACAAUAUUCACGGAAAUCAUUAAUAACGAUUUUAUUGUUGUAUUAAUUACCGUUUCAGUCGUGUAUAGUAUAAAAUAGAAAAAUUAGUUGUGUGACUUGUGUCUGCACGUUAUUAAAUUAUAUAACUAUAAUAUUAUAACAUACAGUCAAAUACUCAAUUUUUUUUUUGUAUACCUAUGUGUAUUAUAUUUAUUAUUUCUAUAUUUUUGUUCAAAGGUUUUCGUGUUGUAAAUGUGAUUUGAUUUAUACCUCGAUUAACGGUAAAUAAGAUUAUAUAUUUAUUAGUGAUAUACAUACCUAUAUACAAUGUAUAUAAAAACUUAUUUAUACAUUAUUGUAGUUGAGAACUUAAUAACUUAUUAAGAAUAUAAUCGUCUUAUACCUUGAGAUAAGUUUUAAAAAAUUAUAAUUUUUUUCUUUUUUAUCUUGUGAUUAUUAGAUCAGUAGACGAUUUCUACCAUAAAAUAUUGUAAAUGUCUUCCUCCUUCUUUUUGUUGGAUAAUAAAGUCUAUAAUUUUAAUAAUUUCUAUUCGAAUAGACAAUAUUCUACUGUUGUGGCCAUGGCCUACGCGUAUUUGUAGUUUUAAUAUUCUAUACAAAUUAUUAUAUUCCUGGACGAUGUGAACGAUUAUUGUAUAAUAUGUUUUCAUCAACCAUGUUGUUUUAAUUUUUAAAAUUUUAUUAGUUAAUUAUAUUUUAAAUUUAUAAAUUUUAUGUAAACAUUAUACAUAGUUAGUUGCGGUUUGUUUCCGCAGAUUAAUCUCAUAAAUGUAUUGAACUAUUAUAUAAUCAAUAAAAUCGAUAUUAAUAAUA